Molecule: messenger RNA, 534 nt
Organism: Amoebophrya sp. A25
Lineage: Eukaryota; Dinophyceae; Syndiniales; Amoebophryaceae
Source: the annotation of a GenBank genome assembly
AUGAUCACGCUCGGUCCGGGUGCAAAAACAUGCACGCCUUGCCCGCCAGGCACCGCCGCAAAUUCUACGCUCAAUGUUUGCGCGUUGUGUCCGAUCGGUUACUUUUCGGCGGACGGUGGAAAAACCUCUGUGGACGGAAGGUGCACCGCGUGCCCUGUGGAUACGGUCUCAAUUCCCGAUCGGACCGAGUGUCGGAAGUGCGGCCCUGGAAGCAUGGCCAUUGACGAGCAGUGCAUGCGCUGUCCAGCCGGUUACGUUUCUACGGGCGGUGCGGAUUGCACGGAAUGUCCCGCGGGAGAGCAACCCGAUCCCAAGGGCGAGAAGUGCAUGCCAUGUCAAAUGGGAUUUUUCAAGGGCGAUGGCGACAAAGAAUGUCGACCUUGCCAGGGUCUAACUAUCAGUCUACAAUAUGGCGCAAAAACGUGUGACACCUGCCCCGAUGGUAAGCAACCCAGUGUCGGUAACAAAGCCUGCGUGGAUUGCAACCCUGGCGCAGCGGGCCUCAAGGGAGCCUGCGCAACAUGUCCCGACGGA